AGAGCGAGGCAGCUUGGGACCCCUACUCUACCCCACCCUGCCCCUGGGGGCCUGAGUGUGGACGAACCGAUCAUUCCGAACGGGCGAAGUCUGAGACACCUGGUUUGCAAGGCCCCCUUGGGGGCUUGGGAAAAUUUUGUGGUUCGAGUCACAGUACGAAGCGUAAAGCAGUGCGGGAGGGCAGCCGGCAAGGUCGCGCCCAGCGGCGGCUCUAUCUUGGACACUCAGCAGGCUUCAGUUUCUUUCGAGUGGGCGCAUGCAGCAAAAAUGCGCAACUACGCUUGACAGACGUCCACUUCGCACUCUGCUAGGCGAAGUGGCAGAGCGGGGCCAGCGUUCGGGAAUACCCAGCGCUAAGCCAGGCCCCCGCCUAGAACCACACCGUUAGCCUUCUGCAGACAUUCCCCCGGGAGCUUCCGCGGCUCCGAUGGGUGUUUGAAACCCGGGCGCCGAAGCUCUUCCAGCCCCGAGGGGCCUGCUGGUCCCUACUCGGCGUCACCGUCACCCCGGCAACCUCCGCGGCUCCCGAGACGGCCCCUUUAAGGACGCCUGAGCGCCAGCCUCCUUGGUUUCUCGCGCCCGCCCGAGCCGCCGGCGGAGCGAACAUGGCCCUGGCGGCGCGCGCGGCCCGGGCGCUGUGGCCCUGCCGGGGCCCCCCGGCCUGGCGGCUGAAUGGCCGCCCGUGGCCACCGCUCCUCGCGGAGGGCCGGGCCGGCUUCGCGGGGGCUUCAGGGCCAGCUGCCGCCGCUCGCAAGAGGAGCUCGCGGCUGCUGGGGGCAGCGGCGCUGGCCCUGGGGGGCGCCCUGGGGCUGUACCACACGGUGCGGUGGCGACUGCGCGCCGGGGACCUCCGCGCCGAGAGCUCGGCCGCGCAGCUCUCCCUGUCCGGCCGGCUGCAGCUCACCCUGUACCAGUACAAGACCUGUCCCUUCUGCAGCAAAGUCCGGGCCUUCCUGGACUUCCACGCGCUGCCCUACCAGGUGGUCGAGGUGAACCCGGUGCGCAGGGCAGAGAUCAAGUUCUCCUCCUACAGGAAGGUGCCCAUCCUGGUGGUGCAGGAGGGCGAGAGCUCGCAACAGCUCAACGACUCCUCUGUGAUCAUCAGCGCCCUCCAGACCUACCUGGUGUCGGGGCAGCCGCUCCAGGAGAUCGUCACCUACUACCCGCCCAUGAAAGCGCUGAACGCACAGGGCAGGGAGGUGACCGAGUUCUGCAACAAGUACUGGCUCAUGCUGGACGAGGAGGAAGCCCGGCGCGUGUACGGGGCCAAGGAGGCCAGGACGGAGGAGAUGAAGUGGCGGCAGUGGGCGGACGACUGGCUGGUGCACCUCAUCUCCCCCAACGUGUACCGCACGCCCGCCGAGGCCCUGGCCUCCUUCGACUACAUCGUCCGCGAGGGCAAGUUCGGGGCCGUGGAGGGCGCCAUGGCCAAGUACGUGGGAGCAGCCGCCAUGUACCUCAUCAGCAAGCGACUCAAGAGCAGGCACCACCUGCAGGACGACGUGCGCGAGGACCUCUACCCUGCCGCCGACAAGUGGGUGGCAGCCGUGGGCAGGGAGCGGCCCUUCAUGGGGGGCCAGAAGCCAAACCUCGCCGACCUGGCGGUGUACGGCGUGCUGCGGGUGAUGGAGGGGUUGGAGGCCUUCGAGGACCUCAUGCGGCACACACGCAUCGGGCCCUGGUACCUGCGGGUGGAGCGGGCCAUCGCCGACGCCCCCCACGCGUGCUGACCCGGGGGCCCGGGGAUGCCGCCGCAGCCCUCUCUCGGACACGGAAUGGUUCUCGGGGGGCCCGGGCUGCGAGGGGCACGGCCCCGGCUCGGUUUCCGUUCCCACCCCCCCCCCCUCCAGUCUCAGGGGUCCUGACUCCC
Oryctolagus cuniculus (rabbit) is the source of this 1870-nucleotide messenger RNA. RefSeq names its product prostaglandin E synthase 2 (gene PTGES2). Gene Ontology annotation, molecular function: prostaglandin-E synthase activity. Lineage: Eukaryota; Metazoa; Chordata; Mammalia; Lagomorpha; Leporidae. The record is from RefSeq and is a predicted model, not a curated record. Gene Ontology annotation, cellular component: mitochondrion.